AUGUCGCCCACGAAGCCAGUCCCGUCCAUCGCCAUUGUGGGUGGUGGCAUCGCCGGCCUGACGCUCGCGCUGAAUCUCAUCAAGCGCUCCAAGUCACCAUCAUCAUCGCAGCCAAAGUACUCAGUCACCAUAUAUGAGUCCGCCCAUGCGUUUGCCGAGAUCGGAGCUGGAGUGUCCUUUGGGCCCAAUGCCUCCCGCGCCAUGAAGGCCAUCGGACCAGAGGUGUACGCCGCCUUCGAAAAGACGGAGACGAGGAACCAGUUCGAGUCCAAACAGGACGUGUGGUUUGACUUCAGAUUUGGCGAGAGCGUCGAUGGCAAGUACCAGGUCGAGGGGGGAGAAGGCGCAGACGCCACGGGAGAGCUCAUCGCCACUGUAAAGUGUUCAGGCGGCCAGCGCGGUGUCAAGAGGAGCGACUUCCUGGACGAGCUGAUCAAGCACGUCCCUGACGGUGUCGCUAAGUUCGGCAGGAGGGUGACGCAUUACACCGAGAGCGAGGACGGCAAAGUGACGCUGCACUUCAAAGAGGGAGACGACGAGAUCCAUGACGCGGUCAUUGGAUGCGACGGGAUCAAGUCCAACAUCCGGAAGACGUUGUUGGCUGAGACGUCGAAACCGGAGAACGCGAAUGCGACAUUCAGCGGCAAGUUCUGCUACCGUGGUCUGAUCCCGAUGGAUGAGGCUGUGUCUCUGCUGGGCGAGGAGAUGGCCAAGAAUGCUCAAAUGUACCUAGGCCGACACGGCCACAUCCUCACGUUCGCCAUUGAGAAGGGCAAGCUGAUGAAUGUUGUCGCAUUUGCCUCAGCCAAGGAAUGGCAUGACGAUCGUUGGGUGGUGGAGGCCAACCCUGAGCAAAUGAAGGCCGACUUCGAAGGCUGGUCACCCACCGCCACCAAGAUCAUCUCGCUGAUGCGCAAGAACGACAUCUGGGCUCUCUUCAACCACCCGCCAGCACCAACUUAUGUGUCCGAUGGUGGACGGGUGUGCAUCAUCGGGGAUGCGGCGCACGCGACCACACCACACAAGGGCUCGGGUGCGGGCAUGGCCAUCGAGGACUCGUUGGUCUUGGGCCAGCUCGUCUCAGAGGCUCUUGCGGGCGAACAUGUGGACGCUAGCAAAGCGAUUUCUGCGGCGUUCAGAGUGUACGAUGCCACGCGACGGGAGAGGACGCUGCGGCUAGUGGAGGACUCGAGGGAGACUGGCCAGCUGUACGACCUCGAGCACCCUGUGUUUGGCACGGACAAGGAGAAGAUUCGGGAGACUCUACUGAACAGGAUGGAUUGGGUGUGGCAGAAGGAUCUAGAGGACGAGCUGACCAACUCUCUGGACAAGCUGAGGAAUAGCCUGCUGGGCCACGAGACGUAA
Molecule: messenger RNA, 1365 nt
Organism: Diaporthe amygdali
Lineage: Eukaryota; Fungi; Ascomycota; Sordariomycetes; Diaporthales; Diaporthaceae
Exons: 2
Coding region: 1-1365 (454 amino acids)
Biological process (GO): secondary metabolite biosynthetic process
Molecular function (GO): FAD binding
Source: RefSeq, a predicted model, not a curated record